Bipolaris oryzae ATCC 44560 is the source of this 219-nucleotide messenger RNA. RefSeq lists its product as uncharacterized. The transcript has a single exon. The annotation marks the transcript as partial. The record is from RefSeq and is a predicted model, not a curated record. Lineage: Eukaryota; Fungi; Ascomycota; Dothideomycetes; Pleosporales; Pleosporaceae.
AGAGGCGGACGUGAUGAGAUUCACAGAGCGAGGAUAUCGCACAUAUAUCUAAGGUUACCCACCUGUGUAUUGAGUCGAGGAGAAGGCGAGCUUGACCAUUGGGUAUACGGUACGGCCCGUCAACCAAUCGCCCGAACUACUGGUUGCCCUGAUCGAGUCAGUGGAGGCAUGGUGAAUACCAGCCAUGGAAAGCCAAUUGCAUUUCUGCGGUGGCACUGA